AUGAAUGCGACAAAUGAUGAAUGGGGAUGCACCAUAGAACAGUUUAAUCGAAUGCAUCCUCCCACCUUCGAUGGUCGGGGCGACGCAACCUUAGCAGAAGACUGGAUCCAAGAUAUUCAGGAGAUACUCCACGUUAUAAACUGCACGGAUGAACAGAAGGUUCUAUACUCUGCUUUCAAACUAACAGGAGAAGCAAAAAGAUGGUACACCAGUACACAGCUAUCAUGUUUUGCUGCAUAUUUGAUCCCUGAUGAGGAGAAGAAGGCUCGUAAGUUUGAACAGGGCCUGAAUGAAAAGAUUUACGAACGAAUUGUGGGCUGUCAAAUCUGGAACUUUUCAGAGUUGGUGAAUAAGGCCACAGUAUUUGAGCGGAGCCUUCAAAGAAGUGCAGCACUGCUGGAACAGAGGAAUAGGACUGCGCCACAGGGGUUUCAAUCUGUGAUGGAUCAAAGGCUGUGGAAAAAGAGAAAUGAUGGGAGUAGCUCGGGGCAAAAGCAAAUGCAUGGAAAUCAAUCGAACAGCCUCUGUAAGUUUUGUAAUCGUGCACAUACUGGAGAGUGCAGAAGGCAUGUAGGGGCGUGUUUUCGAUGCGGUAAGACCAGACAUCUUAUCCGGGAAUGCCCUUUGCUACUAACAGACAACAAGAAGACUAACCCACAUCCAGGUCCCCAACAAACGAAUCAAGGUAACAAUCAACGUAGAAUGGGACUGGCCCAAGUGUUCGCACUGAUAGCUGAAGAUGCUGAAGACGAAAACAAUGAGAUCACAGAUACCUCACUCUACUUCUCCUAG
This is a messenger RNA of Juglans microcarpa x Juglans regia, 792 nucleotides long. RefSeq lists its product as uncharacterized. The coding region runs from base 1 to 792 and encodes 263 amino acids. The transcript has 2 exons. Gene Ontology annotation, molecular function: nucleic acid binding; zinc ion binding. The record is from RefSeq and is a predicted model, not a curated record. NCBI's taxonomy places the organism in Eukaryota, Viridiplantae, Streptophyta, Magnoliopsida, Fagales, Juglandaceae.